Argentina anserina (silverweed cinquefoil) is the source of this 1547-nucleotide messenger RNA. RefSeq lists its product as uncharacterized. The transcript is spliced from 6 exons. The coding region runs from base 414 to 1283 and encodes 289 amino acids. NCBI's taxonomy places the organism in Eukaryota, Viridiplantae, Streptophyta, Magnoliopsida, Rosales, Rosaceae. The record is from RefSeq and is a predicted model, not a curated record.
CCAACGCCUCCCUCAUUGUUUGGAGCCAAUUUUCCAUUUUCGAACCCUCCCAGUCUUCAGAACCCAAAACAGCCUCGGAUCCCUUGCAAAAUUCUUCAACAGAUUGGUUCAUCCAAAUGCUUGCAGAAGUGGUAGUUCUCAUUAGUCUUGCACAUUGAUUUCGCAGGUGGUCAAUUAUGUUAAUUUGAUCUAGGUAGUUGAAGCCACUAUGCAUAUGCGUUGUUUGUGCUUUUUCUACAUUAUUGUUUCUCUUUGUUUGCUCCACUCAAGUUGUUAACCAGAAGGAUAUGUACCUUGCAACCUAUGAGUUUCAUUUGAUGCAUGGAUGCAUGUGUCCUUUCACUCUUUUGGAACCACCUGGCCAGGACAUUAGGCUUCUCAAUUCAAGUCUGUUGUGCUAGUCCCUCAAAUUAAUGGUGACUUCUAGCCUCAACAACAAUGCUGUGGAUGCACUGGGUGACAGUGUGGUUAAUUCACCUAUCUCUCAUAAACAAUCAACAUUAAGAAUGAAAAAGGUGGCAUUACGAGAUGUGCAGAAUGAUAAUAGGAUCCAUAUGCCUAAUCAUCCUGAAAAUUCUUGUUAUCUAGGACGGCAGGUUGGGGAUUUCAUUAAGGUUUAUGGAAGUAAGAUAGUCACCCCUGAGCGUCCUCAGAGCUCCCCUUGCCACCAGUUCUUAAACAUGAGUGAUUCAUGUGAGCAACGACUAGGCAAGAGAAAAAUUGAAGACGUGAUAGAGCAAAGUGCUGAUCGUGAUAAUUCCAAACGACAUUUGCAAAAGGAGGCAAGUAUACCUGUUGAAAGUACCAAGAAUCAGCAGGAGAAUGAGAGUCCUUGUGCAUCUUCAUUUGCACCAUCGUUAUUGACUUCUCCAAUUACCUAUUCACCUCGUAAACCACUGGUUCCACUUUUUCUUGGAAAGUCUAGUAAUGUGUUGCCAGGUGCUUGUUCUAGGCACCUAAAUUUUACUCCUGAUCGUAUGGUUUCUAACUUGGUUGAUCCAAAGAUGAAUAAUGAUGAGAACAGAACAGAGCGGUUUAUAUGUCUUCAGAAUCUCUUGACGCUAAUUGAUGAGUCUAAUCAGAAUGAUUACAUCCAAAUGCUUCAUUGUCUAUCAUCAUCUGAGCUUAGCAGACAUGCUGUUGAGCUAGAGAAAAGAUCAAUGUUGCUAUCUGUCGAAGAAGUGAAAGAGAUUCAAAGGAUGAAGGCUCUAAAUAUUUUGGCAAGGUCCUCAGUGACAAGCGAUUCUCCAUUGACAUCUGAGUACAUUCAAUCAAACAAGUGAAAAGAAACUACAAUAUUCUUUUUGUGCUGUUGUAUUCACUGUAGUCAAGACCAGGUGAUUUACGGAAACUAUCACAUUGAGGAAUUGAUUCCUGUGUCAUCAACUGUAAUAUGCUCAUCCCUUGCUUUUACUCAACUGCAGCUAUGCAAUAGGUGGUUGCUUACCAGAUUUAUGUCUCAAUUUAUUUCAGUAACUCCCUGAACUUCUCUUGUGGUUACCUAUAACUUCAAAAUUUUCCUCCUUCUUGGGUGCCUUUUGUAUGCA